GGCAAUGUUGUUAUUUAUACUAAUUGUUGACACUGCACCCAAGCAUUCGGUGCUGUAAUGACGUAAGAGAUGUCGAGCCGGUAAUUGUGUGUGGUUGUUUUGUGUAUGUCGCUUGUUUGAAUACGCCAAUGUCUGUGAUAAUAAAAAUCGCCGAAAGAUGCUGCUCGAAAUUUGCGACAACAUAAAGACUGCUGUGGAACAUGGAAGAACAGACAUAAUUAAAUCACUUUUGGAAGCAUGUGAUGAUGACCCUGACGAAAAUGUGACAAAAGAUCGUAUCUUGAAUCAACCUUUGUUGGAAGAAGGGACGUUUCUGUGCCUAGCUACGAAGUUGCAUCGAGGUGAUGUUGUACGGACGCUGUUAUCGUGUGGAGCUGAUCCGGGUGUCCAGAACAGCCAGGGAAUGAAUGCUGUGGAUGCAGCAGUUGGCUCUCCUACUAUGAGGCACAUCUACGUAGAAGAACUUCUUCGAGCUACAGCAAAUUCUGAGGUGGGCCGCGUGUGCCAGCUGGUGGCCGCAGGAAUCGAUGUCAAUGCACGGGACAGUGAGGGCAGCGGGAAUGUGCCGCUGCACUGGGCCGCGUGCUACGGCGACCGCGACGUCGUCGCCUGUCUGCUCGACAGAGGUGCUGACGUAAAUGCCAUGAAUUCAUUUGGUGCUACUCCUCUUCACGAUGCAAUGUUCAGAGGAGAUGAAGAUAUUGUGGAGAUGCUUUUACAAGCUGGUGCAAAUCCUCUCAUACAGGCCAUUAAAGGGAAAUUUGCGGGCAAAACUGCUUUGGACAUGGCCUCGCAGAAGCGUGUGUUAAAAGAGUUGGUUGAUAGAUAUAUUCCACUUUCUUCAUCACCUGUGGAAUCCCCAUUGCCUGCAUCUGCUGGUGUCAAUGGUUUCAGCCAGCCGGCAGAGUCCGAGACGGAAGCCGACUCAUCCGGGCAGGAGCGCAGCAAGUCUGCGGAUUCCUCAGGCAGUGGGGGCGGAGCGACAGUCGGCACCAGCAACACGGAGCCCGCGCGGGUGCCUGCACCCACUAAAGUGGCAGCCGUGCACCGUCGCGGGAGCCGGCCACCGCGACCUGCCCGCCAGUCCCACGACUACUUCCCCCCGCACCCUCUUCCUCUCCCCCAUCCCCACCCGUCCUUGUCUUCUGCAGCCUCUACUCUGAGUCUUGAUCUCGAUCCACAUAUCGACCAGCAGGCCAUCGAGAGCCUGUUGCGGACGCACGUUGGGACAGUGCCGAUCCGGCCACUGGUGACGCACCCGGCACUGCACCUGCUGUGGCCACAGCCGGCCAGCACCCUCGAGCUGGAUGGCCCACCCUUCGUGCCUUCCAAGGACCUCGGCAUCUCUGUCAUACAGGGACCUGUAUCAGUGCAUAGGAUACUGGAUGUAUGGGAAGUGAGCCGGCCGUGCUUCCUGGCAAUGGGCUACGACGCACGGAUCGGUGACGUGCAGCCGAGCUGUGGUAGCUGGACUGGCCACCGUGUCGAGUGUCUCGUCAACCCGGAGCUUUUCAGCUCUGCGGACAGCUACCAGAUACAUGUCAGCUCUGAGAAGGUGCAGGUGUGGGCAGGCGGGCUGGCGGGCCUGCACUACGCUCUGGGCACGUUCGUGCAGCUGCUGCGGCUCGCGGGUCCCGAGGGGCAGCUGCCGCCAGUGUUGGUGCGUGACCGCCCCGCUGUGGCACACCGCGGCGUGCUGCUGGACGUCUCGCCGCAGGGUCGUGUGCCCGCACUCAACUCGCUGUUCCUCAUGGUUAACCUGUGGUCUUCCAUGAAAGUGAACUACCUACACUUAUACACCCGGCUGGUCCCCAGCAGUGAGUGGCAGCUCUGCUACAGCAGGAGCAACAUGGUGUCACUGGACCGAUACUGCCAGGACCGCUUCAUCACGGUGGUGCCGGUGCUGGACGUGGACAACAGUGCCGUCUACGACGACCUGGCCGACAUGUGGCCCAGCUUCCAGGAGAUACUCGCCAGCUUCCCCAACCUCAGGUACGUCCACGUCGGGCCGAAGCUGUGCAGCCUGCUGCUGCCGCCAGCCAAUGAGGGGGCGUGCGGGGGCGGCCGGGAGGGGGCGGCACGUCAGCUGUGGCACCUGCUGUCACUACCGCCCUCUGUCACCCUCAUGCUGUGUGCCAACUCACUGCAGCCAGCCGCACCAGCACUGCCUUCCAAUGUGGUACUCGUGCAGUAUGGCUUCCAGGCCGAUUACAACUUCGUGGAUGCCGCACAGGAUUACUACGCCAGAGGUGUAACUAUGUGCCUGUGUCCGGGAACAGCUAGUUGGAACAGUCUGGCGGGUUGUCCGGAGGCGGCAGUGUGCAACACGUACCGGGCAGCACGCGCCGCCGUGUCGACUGGCUCCCUGGGCGUCGUGGUAGCACACUGGUCCGGUUCGCACCACCUGACACCCCACACCUUCGGCUGGCCCGGCUUCCUCGCCGGUUGCGGACUCGCCUGGAAUCCGGAUACGCAUUGGGACUACCUGCACAACUCGCUGCCCGACCUGCUGGACGCUCACGUCUUCCUCGACUCGGCGGGCGUAAUGGGUGCCGCCGUCGUCGGCCUGGGCCGCGCGGAGACGUACUUGACGUACGCGGGGCGCGAGCUCGGGGGCGGUGCCGAACUGGCAGACCUACCUCCACAGGGGGGGUCGACGCUGUACCGCCUGCUCACGGACCCCGACAACGUUGCCCUGGACUGCCUCUCUGUUGACCUCUUUGCUCGCGUGACAAAGUACGUCAAGAAGUGCCAAAAUAUGUUUUUCCGUGCAAAACUGGAGUGCGAGUGUGCCGAGGUGAUCCUGCGGGAGGUGCAGCUCUCGGCCGACCUCCUGCUGACGGCUUGCAGAAUUGGAAGGACCCUCGUCACUGUAGGAAUGAACCCUAAUAGCAACAUGGGCCUGGCAGUCAUCAACCUAGGAAUAUGCAACCUGCCUCCGACAUUCCGCACGGACAUUGCUAACAAGCUGCUGGCACACAUCGAGCAAUACAAAGGGACGUGGCUGCAGAACCACCUGCCGGCCGGCCUGCAGGGCUCGCUGCUCGUCCUCACGUCAGCCCUGCACCGCUUCGUGCCUGACGAGACUCAGCCGUCGUAGCGGUGUGGAAUCGGGGUUUGGGUCCGACGUGACGGGCAAUGUACGAACUCCCACCGCAAUUCCUCGGAUCGACAGUGUAAUCAUUAGAACAUGGUAGUUCGAGCAGCAUCCGCCUUCCGGUCAUAGUACCAAGUACACUCGAAGGUGUCUCGACGGGUGGAAGAGUUUACUUCUGCUAUGUUGCCAUUAGGUCCAGUGUUAGUCUUUACAUUUAUUGUUUUGUACAUUGAUUUAAAUGUUUGUUCUGCAAGCAAUAUUCUGUUAAGUUUUACUACAAAGAUAUUUGUUAGCUUUAAACUAUUUUUUAAGUUCUCUCCGCACUUAGAAUUGACAUAAGUUAUUUUUUUGUGGUUACUUAAAAUAUUAUAUUUUGAGCUGCAUUAUUUUUUUGUCCAGGCUUAUUGUUAAAUACAGAAGAACAGGUUAGGGAAUAGUGCUGUAGCAAACUUUUAGGUUGCAGUUCUCUAGGAAUUUAUUUUGUAGUUGUGGAAUAGAUUUAGAAUUUUACUUGUGUUAAAAUUUUAGUGAAUGAAGAUUGGUUGUUACUAUUGUUAUAAAAUUAAUUUUUUAAGUAUUAGAUAUCUGGCACCUGUGAUUUUUAUGCAUAUACUUUGCACUGAAACAUUCUCUGUUAUGAAGAAUAUUAUUCAGAAUAUUUAAAAAUUAUUAGAGUAUUUUGUUGUGACAUGAGGAAAGAAUGUAUUUGAAAUGGGAAUCCAAUUUCUGAGCCAAACUGAAUCGAAAACAUAAAUUUUCUGGUCGUAAGUCAUCCCGGAAAGGAAAAUACACGUUUUUCCAUUUUUGAAGUGCCGAAGAGCAGAGCAGCGACUACUCGUCAAACAGAUGUCGGUUUGUUAGAGGAUGAACAGACUUGGCUAUUUUUGUAAAAAAUACAGAAAUCACUUGUUGUACUUGCCAAAAAUUUUCCUGUCCUUAAGCUGUCUGAAAUGAGUGCAGUAAUUUUAGCACCUCUGGACGGUCUCCGUCUACACUGUCAGAAUGACAGCAAAAGCAGUCAGACUGUGCAUUUUCACUGGCAGUAUGUAGAGAAUACAUCAACUUUGUGGCCAUUUGUGGUUCCUCCCUCCCCAAAACAGUCUUGUUUCAGCCAGGAGCUUGUAUCGCUGUUCGGCAGCAGUAACUAGUUUCCUGUGUCUGUCCACUCAAAUUGCAUAACUGUGAAACGGAAUAUGUUAGGUCUGAAAUGACUAGCAUGCGAAUUUUCAAUUAAAUAGAGAAAUCAUAAUGUGUGAAGACAUUUGUGUUGCUUUGUGUCUCACGCUUCUCGCACCUCCUUACACACCCUCCUCAACCCCCACUGGCCUCUGCUUCCUAUUCCGUACUCAAUUCUAGAGUGGUGGGGACAGAUUGUGACAACAAAUUGUGACAACUCGAGCAUCUGUGUAAUGUCUCAUAAAUAGUAAUCGAUGUGUCCCGACCUCAUGGUUCUCGUAAGUGACUUUUGUCAUUUAAGGAAAGCUUGUUAAUAAGAAGACUGAAUAUUGAGUAUUUUAUUAUCUGUUUUCAUGUUUCAUAAUGACAUUUACAAAUAUAUUAACAUUCCAAAAAAGCGUUGUCCUUCUGUAUGUGCCCUAUGUUAUAUUUAUUAGUGUUGUAAUUUAUACUGUUUAUAAUUGCCUCUGUUGAUACUUUCUCUGAUAGGAUACAAUAGCUGAUAAAAAAAAUGAAUACAGUAUUGUGGAACGUGUUUGUGUCCACAUGUGAUGAGUCGGCACAGUGCGGGCAUACUUUGCCCUCACAUUUUUAAGGUUUUUAUGUGAAAAUUUCAUGCCAAAUGUCAUGUAUCACCUUUUACUAAUGUUCAUUAGUUUUUAUUCACUGUUGAAAAUGUUCCUUUGAAGAAAGAUAUAGUCUGUCCAGUUUACUUGAUAAGAGCAAUUCCCACAAAAGGCAAGUUUCUGCAUUUAGUACAUGCUCAGUGUGGAUGUUAUGUGAUGACCCAUACUGUGCAACAUUGUGAAAGAAUCAUUCCAGGUACAAUUAAUUAUUAAUCAUUGUACAGGUUGUCCAUGAUUAUCUUUACAGAUUUGGGAUUUUAUAACUUUAAAGAUAAAGGUAAUAACAAGUGGUUUUCAACAAGUGAUAGUUAAUUCAUAUAGAGUGAGUGAGUUAGUUAGUUAGUUGUUUUAGUUACGGUAUCCCACGUUAAAAACCAGUUAUUAUCUGGGUUAAUUUUAGGUUUAUUAAAUCCUAAAAUUGCAAAGAAAAAUUAAAGGACACCUUGUACUUGCUCAGUUGUGUAAUUUCAUCUACAACAAAACUCAUUUUGACAUUUUACAAUUUUUAACCUUUGUAGCCGAAUUGUUAUUUUCCCUAUAUAGAGUAUCUCGACAGUUCGCACUGCUGCCUCCGACAGUUGUCGGCUACAGAAUUUGUCGCUCGCUCUGUGGGCUCUGACAGAACGGUGAAUGGAACGCACUUCAUGCUGCCCUGGUAGUCCUUUUUUGUGACAGUUGCUAGGCUGGUGCUAAUGAUGUUCCAUUCACAUUUUUGUAGGUGUCCAUAAAUAAUCAAGCAAUAAAAACUUCUGAUGAACCAUAAA
Messenger RNA from Schistocerca nitens (vagrant locust), 5663 nucleotides. RefSeq lists its product as uncharacterized. The record is from RefSeq and is a predicted model, not a curated record. Gene Ontology annotation, molecular function: protein binding. Bases 158 to 3100 code for a protein of 980 amino acids. NCBI's taxonomy places the organism in Eukaryota, Metazoa, Arthropoda, Insecta, Orthoptera, Acrididae. The transcript is spliced from 19 exons.